AGCAGCACGCGCACCGCUCGGUACCGGGGAAGAUGGCAGAGCGGCAGCCUCAGAAGCUCGAAGGACGGGUGAAGAUCGGCCAUUACAUCCUGGGAGACACGCUGGGAGUGGGAACCUUCGGAAAAGUGAAGAUUGGAGAACAUCAGCUGACGGGACACAAAGUGGCGGUAAAGAUCUUGAACAGACAGAAGAUACGCAGCCUGGAUGUGGUCGGCAAAAUCAAACGAGAGAUCCAGAACCUGAAACUGUUCAGACACCCACACAUCAUCAAGCUGUACCAGGUGAUCAGCACCCCCACAGAUUUCUUCAUGGUGAUGGAGUACGUGUCUGGAGGAGAGCUGUUUGAUUACAUCUGCAAACAUGGACGGGUGGAGGACACGGAAGCUCGCCGUCUCUUCCAGCAGAUUAUCUCAGCUGUGGACUACUGCCACCGGCACAUGGUGGUCCACAGAGACCUCAAACCUGAGAACGUCCUGCUGGACGCCAGCAAGAACGCCAAGAUCGCCGACUUUGGUCUCUCUAACAUGAUGUCAGAUGGGGAGUUUCUGCGGACCAGCUGUGGUUCUCCAAACUAUGCUGCUCCAGAGGUGAUCUCAGGAAGGUUGUAUGCAGGUCCAGAGGUGGAUAUCUGGAGCUGCGGGGUCAUCCUGUACGCUCUGCUGUGCGGCACGCUGCCCUUUGAUGAUGAACACGUCCCCACGCUGUUUAAGAAGAUCAGGGGAGGAGUCUUCUACAUCCCUGAGUAUCUGACACGCUCAGUGGCAUCUCUCCUCAUGCUCAUGCUUCAAGUCGACCCUCUGAAGAGAGCCACCAUCAAAGACAUCAGGGAGCAUGAAUGGUUCAAACAGGACCUGCCGGGUUAUCUGUUCCCUGAGGAUCCUUCGUAUGACGCCACAGUCCUGGACGAGGAGGCCAUCAGAGAAGUCUGUGAGAAGUUUGAGUGCACUGAGUCAGAGGUGGUGUCCAGCCUCUACAGCGGCGAUCCACAGGACCAGCUGGCUGUCGCCUACCACCUCAUCAUCGAUAAUCGCCGCAUCAUGACGCAGGCCAGCGAGUUCUACCUGGCCUCCAGUCCUCCUCAGGGUUCCUUUAUCGAGGAGGGCAUGCCCCUUCCCCCGGGGGUCAAACCCCACCCAGAGAGGAUGCCCCCUCUCCUGGCAGACAGUCCCAAAUCUCGCUGUCCUCUGGACGCUCUGAACACCACCCGACCCAAACCGCUGGCUGUGAAGAAGGCCAAAUGGCACCUGGGCAUCCGGAGUCAGAGCCGACCCUACGACAUCAUGGCAGAGGUUUACAGAGCCAUGAGACAGCUGGGCUUCGACUGGAAGGUGGUGAACCCAUAUCAUCUGAGAGUGCGGAGGAAGAAUCCGGUGACAGGAAACCUGGUGAAGAUGAGUCUUCAGCUGUACCAGGUGGACAACAGAUCCUACCUCCUGGACUUCAAGAGCAUCGAUGAUGACAUCAUCGAGGCGGUGGGCUUUAAAUCGGGGUCUUCCACUCCUCAGCGCUCAGGCUCCACAGCCGGACUCCACAGACCCAGACUGAGCAUCGACUCGGCUAGCCCGGCGGUGGAUCUCCCCACGCUCAGCUCCUCCCUGCCCGGCUCGUUGUCAGGGAGCUCCCCGCAGCUCACACCUCGGCAGGGUUCCCACACCAUGGACUUCUUUGAGAUGUGUGCAAGUCUGAUCACCACGCUGGCCCGCUGACACACACCUCAGCUCGCCGAUGUCUAAAUGUCUCUGUGAUUGGGGAUGUAAGAGUGUGAAAGAGUUCCUCUCUCAGUUUUUUUUUUUCAUCCUUACCCCGCUCUCUCUGAGCUGGAGGGAUGAAACAUGCAGACUCACUCGUCACUUCAGAUUAACAGAGACGCAGAGAGGAAGCUGUUCUCACAGACGCAGAUCAGCAGCUUCCUUUAUGUCACUGAGGCCACGUUUACACGAAAAACAUCCUCUGGAAGCUCAGCUGAUUUGUGUUCAAACCCGUCAGUAUUAUGAAUAGAAAAAAACGACUAAAACUGCUGUUGUGUCCAGGAAUCCUGUAGUAUCCAUGCCAGGUCAGUAGGUGGAGCUGUGACUUUGUAAUGAAACAUAUUUUAACGAUGGCAUCGUCUUUGAAGUCAGGGCUAGAAUGUUGAAAAAUGGAUGACACGAUGUCCAAAAGAAAGACUAGAAUGUUAAAUAAACUUUAAAAUAUGACAUCAUCAAAGGAAAGGACUUUUUUUUAAAAGAUGACAUCUUCAGAAGCAAGGCUGAAAUGUUUAAUAAAUAAGAUACAUCAUCAUUAAAGUCAGGACUAGAAUGUUUAAUAAAAGAUGACAUCAUCUUUAAAAGCAGUUUAGUGAAAGAUGACAUCAUCUUCAAAAGCAAGGCUGGAAUGCUGAAUGAAAGAUGACAUAAUAUUCCAAAGCAAGGCUGAAAUGUUUAAUGAAAGAUGACAUAAUAUUCCAAAGCAAGGCUGAAAUGUUUAAUGAAAGAUGACAUAAUAUUCCAAAGCAAGGCUGGAAUGUUUAAUGAAAGAUGACAUCAUCUUCCAAAGCAAGGCUGGAAUGUUUAAUGAAAGAUGACAUCGUCUUCAAAAGCAAGGCUGGAAUGUUUAAUGAAAGAUGACAUCGUCUUUAAAAGCAGUUUAGUGAAAGAUGACAUCAUCUUCAAAAGCAAGGCUGGAAUGCUGAAUGAAAGAUGACAUAAUAUUCCAAAGCAAGGCUGAAAAUGUAAUGAAAGAUGACAUAAUAUUCCAAAGCAAGGCUGGAAUGUUUAAUGAAAGAUGACAUCAUCUUCCAAAGCAAGGCUGGAAUGUUUAAUGAAAGAUGACAUCGUCUUCAAAAGCAAGGCUGGAAUGUUUAAUGAAAGAUGAC
Cheilinus undulatus (humphead wrasse) is the source of this 2854-nucleotide messenger RNA. RefSeq names its product protein kinase, AMP-activated, alpha 2 catalytic subunit (gene prkaa2). The transcript is spliced from 10 exons. Gene Ontology annotation, cellular component: cytoplasm. Gene Ontology annotation, molecular function: protein serine/threonine kinase activity; ATP binding. Bases 33 to 1706 code for a protein of 557 amino acids. Gene Ontology annotation, biological process: intracellular signal transduction; protein phosphorylation. NCBI's taxonomy places the organism in Eukaryota, Metazoa, Chordata, Actinopteri, Labriformes, Labridae. The record is from RefSeq and is a predicted model, not a curated record.